This is a messenger RNA of Cryptomeria japonica (Japanese cedar), 991 nucleotides long. RefSeq names its product SKP1-like protein 1B. Gene Ontology annotation, biological process: SCF-dependent proteasomal ubiquitin-dependent protein catabolic process. The record is from RefSeq and is a predicted model, not a curated record. The transcript is spliced from 2 exons. Gene Ontology annotation, molecular function: cullin family protein binding. Gene Ontology annotation, cellular component: nucleus; cytoplasm. Lineage: Eukaryota; Viridiplantae; Streptophyta; Pinopsida; Cupressales; Cupressaceae. The coding region runs from base 218 to 694 and encodes 158 amino acids.
AAAAGCUAAAGAGCCAAAAAUUAAAAAUUGGCUACAAAUAGCUCACCGGGUUAUUUUUAUUCAUAUAAAAAAAAACCCAUCCCCCACAAAUAAAUACAGGGGUUAGCCGGUCAUUGUAGAUUACUAUAAGGUGUGCUGUAGAUCUGUUCUUUCUCUUCCUUGGAUUUUCGUUCGCUUUUCCUCCGCAGCAUUUCUGUUUUCAAUCCCCAAAACAUCCAUGGCGAAGGAAUGCAAAGUGCGAUUGAAGAGCUCAGAUGAUGAAAUGUUCGAGGUUGACCAGGCUGUGGCAUUUGAAUCUCAGACAAUCAAGAAUAUGAUUGAGGAUACGGGUGCGGAGAGCGCCGUGCCCUUGCCGAAUGUAAGCAGCAAGAUCCUGGCGAAAGUUAUCGAAUAUUGUAAGUAUCAUGUGGAUGCCGCCAAGACCAGUGAAGAGAAGAGCGCCACUUCGGAGGAGGAUGUUAAGGGUUGGGAUCAGGAGUUCGUGAAGGUGGAUCAGGCUACCCUUUUCGAUCUUAUCCUGGCCGCAAACUAUCUGAAUAUAAAGAAUCUUCUGGAUUUAACGUGCCAAACUGUAGCUGACAUGAUCAAGGGCAAAACCCCAGAAGAGAUCCGAAAAACAUUUAAUAUCAAAAAUGACUUCACUCCUGAAGAGGAGGAGGAAGUCAGGCGUGAAAAUCAAUGGGCCUUUGAGUAAAUUUGGAUGUCGCAAGGAAGUUACUUUAUAUAUAAGUUUUGUGGCAUGGGUCUUGGUUUUCUUACCAAGUAUCUUUAUAAUUACUUGUUGUUCUUCAAGACCUUGGAGAUUUGAUUUCCGCUAUUUGCCCGGUCUCCUGGAUUUAAGCUGUAUUAAUUGUAGCUGUUUAAGGUGAUAAGUUGACAAUGUUUUAAGCAAAGACACUAUGGGAUGCUUUAUUUUGAUUGUUUUGUAAAGAUACAUCUCAAAUGUUCCUGUUUUCACAAUUCGAUACAAUUUGCAAUUAUUAGCUGUCAA